GGUUUUGCUCCCUCUGCCGUCUUUCUUUGCUCUUUCUCCGUAAAACUUUUUCAGAUUUGAAAAGGUGUUUAUUAGAUUUAAGCUUUUCCAGUUUUGCAAAUGACUCGGCAAACUCGAUUUCGGCCUAUAGGGAAACCUUUAAAUUCUUUCGUUUCACAUUUUAAAAGAGCGACUGGAUUUUUGCCCGGUCAUAUGAAUAGCGAGAGAAGGCACUACUCGAGUCAAUCUCGACGAGCGGUAGAAGAAAGGACGGGUUAUACGACUAGAGGCUCUCAGGCUCACGUGUCCUGCCGACGACCUCGUCUGCCACCUGGAAAGCCGUAUUUGGCUCCAGACGCUUUCCCGAGGCCUCGUUUUCGCCACCAGAAGUCAUCCUCCUUUUAUGAGUCCAACCGAGAAUAUAACUUCCAACCAGAAGACAACGUUUUUAAAGAACCUCCGAAAUCUACUCGUGCCCACUCUUUCCAAGGAAACACCUCAGGUUCACGCGUCCCAUUUGUUCAUGAACGAUUCCGCCCUGCAAUACAACAAGAGGGGUUGGGCUCUCGGCCUGGGGCCCUCUCCGGACCACUGCACCGUUCUAGCCCUCGAGCCUCUACCGAGUACAAGCCUGGACCCCCAAACUCCACUGCUCGCAGGAACCCUUCACUUGAGGUGCUCUCCCGCUCUGACGGUGAAUGGCCUUUGGAGUUAAAAAUUUUUUUACAAGGGCGCUCCACUCGCUGCUCAGACUCGCUGUCAAUCAAACGCCCUUUUUCUCGCCCUGCAUCAAGGGAGGGGGAACGACGGGGGCAUUGGCCCCCUCCACUUCCUCAAGAAGUAUCCCAUGAAACUGAACCACCACUACCUCUUUUAAAUUACGCACCUUUGAAACUGCGACAACCACGUACGCCUUUCGCGGAAGCGACAGUGUUUAAAUCAGAACAGCCUCGUAACCGUCUGCAAGCGCCUUUCAUUGGACAGGAGCAACCUACAAUGGAACGCUCUGACCCUCCCGCCUCGCCACCGGCCACCAGCGUGCAGGGCACCGGCCACCCGUUGCCUCUCUCGUCCACGGGCGGGCUCUACCAAACCUCUCGGGCUGGUCCUUAUUCUCUACGGCCACCAGAAAAGCAGAACGGCCAGUCCAAAAGUAUCCAACCCUUUUCUUUUUCCCAACAAGUAUCCCUUCCACCCUGUAACUUCUCUCCAUUGGCGCCGAACAGUAUGCCCUCUUCUUCCCAGCCUCUUGUUGGAGGCGCUCCACCAGUUCAGCUUCUGUAUCAACCUCACUUACAGCAUAGAAGUACUGAAACUCUGCAGCCUUCUGUGUUACCAGCUUUGCCCUCCACCUUUUCUGCAAAUGGGCCUAUUCCUCAAAGUGUCAAUCAAGAGUGUGAGUCUGCUUGGCUGGCUUACUAUCGCCAACGGGAAGAGUAUCACAAGCAGUAUCAAGACUAUUGCACACGAGUGGGACAAACCCAAGAGGCUAGCCAGCAUUAUUUUCAGGUGUUAGCUUGUCAGCAGCACCAACAAAAAAUUCUUGCAUGCGCUUCCGUUCCUUCUAACGGCCUACAUUCGCAGCCAACACCAACCCUCUCGCAGCUCUUCUCACAACGUGGACCGGCGCCCACGUGGUUGGUUCGUCCCUUCGUCCACCCCCAGCCGCAGUUGCCGGCGUAUGUGCGCCCCCCCCCUCGUGCUUACUUUUCUCAGUCAGGCUCAGGAUUGCCUGUUGGUGAGGUCCCCUUUGGAAGCGUAGGGCAUUCCAGUUAGGAUCAAGAGGAGGAAAAUUUGAACAAGACUUAGUUCUGGAAAUACUCGAGGCAGGCAUGCAACUCCUAUCACGGGCUGUCUGACUAACCCUUUGGCCGUUUUUGCAGGUAAAGAGUUAACCGUAUGAUGCUUUUUGCUUUUAGUAAGAACCUGCAUCUGUUUUAUUUUAACAAGUGUUUAUAAUUCUAU
Molecule: messenger RNA, 1944 nt
Organism: Zophobas morio
Lineage: Eukaryota; Metazoa; Arthropoda; Insecta; Coleoptera; Tenebrionidae
Exons: 17
Coding region: 100-1755 (551 amino acids)
Source: RefSeq, a predicted model, not a curated record